Molecule: messenger RNA, 2042 nt
Organism: Chelonus insularis
Lineage: Eukaryota; Metazoa; Arthropoda; Insecta; Hymenoptera; Braconidae
Product: ataxin-10
Exons: 6
Coding region: 140-1672 (510 amino acids)
Biological process (GO): neuron projection development
Cellular component (GO): cytosol
Source: RefSeq, a predicted model, not a curated record
UUGACAUUUUCCAUGGAUUCCAUGUGCUCUUGAAUUGAGAAUAAUUACAAACAAAUAUUGAAUAACAAAAAAAUUAUUAAAAUGAAGAGAAGUUGAUAGAAAAGAUUAUAAACACGUGAAUAAAUUAUUAAGGUUAACAAUGAUUAGUUUAAACGAACUAAAUGACAUCACUGACAAUAAAAACUGGAAUGAAUUAAAAAACAUAAUAAAGCCAAAAGAAUUCCCGUUGGAUGAAAAAAGAAAUAAAGUGGACAGACAAAUAAUAGCUAAGCUCGCAGAUAUAUUAAUAAACAAUAUAAAAAACCUGCCAGAUAAUGUAAUUAUUCUCAUCCUCAAAUGUAUGACCAACUCAAGUACUGAUCUAGGUUAUAAACAUCAACAAUUAUCACAAUAUAACCGCGAUCAAGAGGACUCUUUUUGUAAUUUUUUUAUCAAAUAUUCUACUAAUAAUGAUCAGUAUCCUUCAACUACUUUUCCUUAUGAUGAAGUUAUUCAAGAAGUCGUUCAAUUUUUAAUAAAAAUCCCUGCUGAAUAUCAACAAUCAAAAAUUACUGAUACCAAGUUGGAGCUUAUCAGAAUCUCAUUGAGGUUUUUGUGUAAUAUUAUGGCUUUUAGUGAUAAAAAAUUAGCCAUAAACAAUCUAGAUCAAUUAAUCGAAACCAUAAGUUACUUAAUGGACUUGGACUGUAUUAAAGAAAAUAUUCCAUUGAUGAAUGCCACCUGUUCUUUCAUCAACAAUAUUCUAAAUACUUUUGACAAUGUCCAGAUUCUAGAGAGCCAGUUAAAAGUUAUAUCCCUAGGUAUUUUGAAAGCUGAUAAGCUUGGGGUAGGAGCUUCAAGAGAUGCUUUGAUAUGUUUAAUUAUCAAACCUAGUGUUUUGAGAACAAUCUAUGAAUCCAUGUCAAUGGAUUAUAAAUUAUAUCUUCUAGAAAUAAUUCAUCAAAGUCUUAUGGCAUCUGUUUAUGAUGAAACAGAUGAUGAUGAAGAUAAUAAAUUCAAAUUACCUGAAUGUUCUGUCGAAUUUUUAUCAGAGAAGUUUAAGAAACGAAGUGAUUUAAUUUUAAAGACUGAAGAAUUUUAUUUAGAUGGUAUGGAACCUUCUGAAGUCAUCAUUCUGCUUGAUAUUCUAGGCAUUUUGACUUCCACAAGCAGUUCAGCUUAUCAAAGUUUAAGAAAAGACAAAAGCCUACUGAUAAAUGUGAUCUUUUUACUAAAAGCAGUCCAUAUGACAGGCAAAGAAAACCAAAACUGCUUUACACCGAUUCAGAAAUUAAGUGAAUUAGCUCCAAGCUCUUAUCAAAACGAUGAAGAUAGUUUAGAUAAGGAUUAUCUACGGCAUCCAACAUUUGGCUUCAAAACUGCUUUAAUUCGAUUAAUUGGCAAUCUUGUCUAUAAUAAUAAAGUGAACCAGGACUUGAUCCGCGAAACUGAUGGAAUAUCAUUACUUCUCGACUGUUGUAAUAUUGACGCACGAAAUCCUUUAAUAACGCAGUGGAGUAUUUUAGCAAUCAGAAAUUUGACGGAAAAUAAUCCAGAGAAUCAAGAAUUUAUAAAAAGGAGUCAGAAGUUGAAAUUUAUUGAUAGCACAGUUAUUCGCGAAAUGGGAUUGACAUUAAAUCAAACAGAAAGUGGAGAAAUUCUUGGUAUCGUUCCAUUACCAAAGGAUCAAUAAAUAAUAAACAGUAAAAAUGAAAUAAGCAAGACUUGAUGAAUUUAAUUAAUAAAUAAAUUAAUAAUUAUUAUUAUAAAGUCAUCAGAAUAAUUUCUUUUAGAGACAGUAAUUUGAUGAAUCAAUCGAGAACUCAGCGUUUAAUUAGAUAACUAAUAGGUUGAAGACCAUUUGGAGAAUAAUUAUCUAUUCGUGUUGGUCAAGUAAAUGAUGCUUGGAUAUUUUACGAAGUAUAAUAAUAUGUUUGACAUGGAUAACUUAUAGACUAAUGGAGCGAAUCGAUCGAAGGUGGAAUUAUUGAAUAGAAGUUUUAUGAUAUCUAGAUUCACUCAACCAUGAUAAAUAAAAGUUUGACGAAUUAUAUUCAUGAUAA